UUUGUCAUCUGUCACUUGACGUGUUUAUUUUAAAUUGACAUAUUUACCAUAAAUAAAUAUGAAUAUUUUACCAAAAAAGAGGUGGCAUGUUCGCACUAAGGAAAAUAUUGCCAGAGUUCGAAGAGAUGAAGCAAAAGCUGCUGAAGAAGAAAAAGCAAAACAGGACAGAAUAAAACUAGCUGAACGUGAAGCUAGAAGAGAACUUUUGUUGCAAAGAUCCAGAAAAAAUACAAGCCCAGGUGAUUUUGUUUCUUUAAAUGAAGGAAAUGAGUGUGAAAGAGAUGAUAGCAGAGGCCACAUAAAUUUUUUUAAGGAAUUGGAGGAUGGGUCAGCAGAAUUGAAGCAGUCCAAUAAAGAACAUGAUAAAGAACAGAAGGAGGAGCGGGAGAAGUAUGAAAAACAAAUUGGUUACUUAACUUAUCUCGGUCAGGACACUAAUGAAGCUUUGGGCAAGAAGAACUGGUAUGACGUCGCGCCAGAUAGGUCGGAUUCAGGAAAAAGUGAAAUAAACCUAAAAAGUAAGAUAAGAGAAGAUCCUUUAGAAAUCAUAAAGAAAUAUACAUCAGUAGGAAAGGCUAUUGAUGAUGUAAGGAAAAGCAGUAGUAAAAUAGCAUUAUAUAAACCAAUUUUAAACAAAAGUGGUUCGUCACCAAGCAGAAAACGAAAAAGGAGAGAUAGUAGCAGCAAUUCUGAUGCUGAUAACAAACACAAGUAUAAGAAAAGUAAACACGAGAAAAAGAGACAUAAGAAGGACAAAUCGAAGAAGAGAUAUAUAUCUAAUUCUGAUAGUAGUGAAAAUUCCGAUGACGAAGCUGAACUGGAGAAAAAACAAAAGUUGGAAAUACUUAGAUUGGAAAGAAUAAAGCGUGAGAAGGGAGAAAGAAGGAGAACUGAGGAAUUUUUAGCCAAGCUACGAGGAGAAGAAAACAAACCAGUAAAAGAAACAUCAUUUAAACCAAAAUAUAACUCCCAAUUUAAUCCAGAAUUGGCAAAACAGAAUUAUGAUAAAAAUAGAUAAAUUUCACCACCC
This is a messenger RNA of Anoplophora glabripennis (Asian longhorned beetle), 1030 nucleotides long. Its product is annotated as leukocyte receptor cluster member 1 homolog. Bases 59 to 1018 code for a protein of 319 amino acids. Lineage: Eukaryota; Metazoa; Arthropoda; Insecta; Coleoptera; Cerambycidae. The record is from RefSeq and is a predicted model, not a curated record. The transcript is spliced from 3 exons.